Molecule: messenger RNA, 1665 nt
Organism: Acanthopagrus latus (yellowfin seabream)
Lineage: Eukaryota; Metazoa; Chordata; Actinopteri; Spariformes; Sparidae
Gene: tnni4b.2
Product: troponin I4b, tandem duplicate 2
Exons: 8
Coding region: 802-1341 (179 amino acids)
Biological process (GO): muscle contraction
Cellular component (GO): troponin complex
Source: RefSeq, a predicted model, not a curated record
GUCAAUGGGCGUAUAGUUGUUAACCUUGUGUUGGGGGAUGUAAAAGUGACAUACAGUACACUUACAAUCAGGGCACUGGAGGCUAUUUUAGUUGACCACUCAGAGAAGGCAAUAGGAGCCAUACAAUUUGACUUGAGUGUUCCUCUGGUCAUUUAAAGACAGUCACUGCUCAAGUCAACAGGUUUUCUGCAAAGGUUGAAAAAAGGUAUGUAUAUUUUCCUACAAAUCUUUCAGUCAAUCCUGUUGGAAUUAUCAGGAAUAACCAAAAGAUCAGCAGGAGCCUUCUUAGACUGGUGCAAAUUGCAUGCAAAUUUACUGCAAAUGUAAGACUGAAUGCAGUUUGACCAAAUAUUGGUUAUGACAGGACCAGAAUGGGAAAAGUAUUACUUAAAAAGAAUUUACUUAAAAUGUAUGCAUUUUUUUGCAAAAAAAAAAAAGUCAUUCAAUGAAAUUUGCAUAUUAGAGUUUUAAAUUUGCAAUGAAACAAUUCCUUUUGAUAAUCUUAAUAAAUUCAUAUCAAAAAUGAUUCUAUUAUGAAAGCCAAUACACUUGUUUUGUUCCAUACAUUUGUCUUUUUUGACAAAAACAAUUUCUUUAAAAUGGAUCGAUGCCAACUGGGAUUAAAAUAGGUAUAUGACUCAGACUGCAGCACUCAAGCGUGAAGUGUUGCUAAUUUAAAGGCUUAAUGUUGGUAUGUUACCAUACGAGGUCUGGAUGACUGUUCCUGGGCUCAACAAGAGGGGAAUAAACAGCUUGCACAGUUGCAGAAAAAUACACUGAUUCAGAAGAUAAAAGCCAGCCAUGUCUGAGGCACCGAGAAAAUCUAAGAUCUCUGCGUCACGCAGACUGGCACUGAAGACGAAGAUGCUGAAAACUGCAGCUGUGAUGUUGGAGAAAGACAAGGAGGAAAAGAAACAGGAGAGAGAAGCUGCGCUGAGUGAGAGAGUCCCUCCACUUCAGCUGUCUGGUUUGUCCCUGCAGGAUCUUCAGGCUCUGUGCAAAGAACUGCACCAUAAGAUUGAUGUGGUAGAUGAAGAUCGCUAUGACAUUGAGGCCAAAGUGUCCAAAAAUAACAAGGAGAUUGAAAAUCUGUCUCAGAAGAUCUUUGAGCUUAAGGGUAAAAUGAAGAGACCUGCUCUCAAGAGGGUGAAGAUUUCAGCUGAUGCAAUGUUGGGAGCUCUGCUGGGUGCCAAAGUUAAAGAAUCUGUGGACUUCAAGGUCAACCUCAAGACAGUGAAGAAAGAAGAGGAGAAGAAAGAGGAGGUGACUGACUGGCGUAAGAACGUGGAGGCCAUGUCUGGCAUGGAGGGCAGGAAGAAGCUGUUUGAUGCCGGACAGUAGACUUUACAUUUAUGGACAAUAUGAAUGCUACUUUAAAGUGGGAAAGAAUAGAGAGGAAAAUUAAGCUAAUGUCACUGCUCACAAUAGUAAGUAGACAGUGCACAUGUGAGAGUGUGUACAGACUUCUGCAAUAUGCUAAAAUAUCUUGAACAUAAUUGAGCUUAACUCUCUUGUUGUUUUGUGGUGUCGGCACUUUAAAAAAUUCACAUUUUUAAUUGUCUACACUUUCCUAUAAAGCAUAUAGUGCAAUUUACUCUACUAGAUAUUGAAAUGCAUAGUAAACACUGCUUUUUGUCAUGAUAAUAAAUACUUGUGAUCAACACA